Ceratotherium simum simum (southern white rhinoceros) is the source of this 4061-nucleotide messenger RNA. It is a transcript of the gene ANKFY1, whose product is annotated as ankyrin repeat and FYVE domain containing 1. Gene Ontology annotation, molecular function: protein binding; metal ion binding. Lineage: Eukaryota; Metazoa; Chordata; Mammalia; Perissodactyla; Rhinocerotidae. The record is from RefSeq and is a predicted model, not a curated record.
CCGCCCGAGUUGGGCGGUGCGCUUCUCGCGAGGCUGCAGGCAGGGCCGGGCCCGACAUGGCGGAAGAGGAAGUGGCCAAGUUGGAGAAGCACUUGAUGCUUCUCCGACAAGAGUAUGUCAAGCUACAGAAGAAACUGGCAGAGACAGAGAAGAGAUGCACUCUUUUGGCUGCACAAACAAACAAGGAAAGCAGCAGUGAGUCCUUCAUCAGCCGCCUGCUGAUGAUCGUGGCUGACCUCUAUGAGCAGGAGCAGUACAGUGAUCUGAAGAUAAAGGUUGGAGGCAGGCACAUCAAUGCUCACAAGUUUGUCCUGGCAGCCCGCAGUGACAGCUGGAGUCUGGCCAAUUUGUCUUCUACCGAGGAGCUGGACCUGUCAGAUGCUAACCCUGAGGUGACAAUGACAAUGCUUCGCUGGAUCUAUACGGAUGAGUUGGAGUUCAAGGAAGAUGAUGUGUUCCUGACGGAGUUGAUGAAACUGGCUAAUCGGUUCCAGCUCCAGCUCCUUGGGGAGAGAUGUGAGAAGGGUGUUAUGUCUCUGGUGAAUGUCCGGAACUGUAUUCGCUUCUAUCAGACUGCGGAGGAACUGAAUGCUAGCACACUGAUGAACUACUGUGCAGAAAUUAUUGCAAGUCAUUGGGAUGAUUUACGAAAGGAGGACUUCAGCAGCAUGAGUGCCCAGUUGUUGUACAAAAUGAUCAAAUCUAAGACUGAGUACCCCUUACAUAAAGCUAUCAAAGUAGAGAGAGAAGAUGUGGUCUUCCUUUAUCUAAUUGAAAUGGAUUCACAGCUCCCUGGGAAGCUGAAUGAAGUGGAUCAUAACGGGGAUCUUGCUUUGGAUCUAGCGCUUUCACGACGACUAGAGAGUAUUGCCUCCACGCUGGUUAGUCACAAAGCUGAUGUGGACAUGGUGGACAAGAAUGGCUGGAGCCUGUUACAUAAAGGAAUCCAAAGAGGAGAUCUUUUCGCUGCCACUUUCCUCAUUAAGAAUGGGGCCCUUGUCAAUGCUGCUACAUUGGGUGCCCAGGAGACACCACUGCACCUUGUGGCAUUGUACAGUUCAAAGAAACACUCAGCAGAUGUGAUGUCUGAGAUGGCACAGAUUGCAGAGGCCCUCUUGCAGGCUGGUGCCAACCCCAACAUGCAGGACAACAAGGGCAGGACUCCCUUACACUUGUCCAUCAUGGCCAGGAAUGAAUAUGUGUUCAAUCAGUUGCUGCAGUGUAAACAAUUAGAUUUAGAACUGAAAGACCACGAGGGCAGCACAGCUCUGUGGCUUGCAGUGCAGUACAUCACUGUGUCUUCCGACCAGUCUGUAAACCCCUUCGAAGACCUCCCUGUGGUAAAUGGAACUUCAUUUGAUGAAAACAGCUUUGCAGCCAGACUCAUUCAGCGUGGGGGCAACACCAACGCACCUGAUACGGUAACAGGAAAUUGCUUACUACAGCGGGCAGCUGAAGCAGGAAAUGAGGCAGCAGCUCUUUUUCUGGCGACCAAUGGUGCCCACGUCAACCACAGAAACAAGCGGGGAGAAACCCCGUUGCACACAGCCUGUCGGCAUGGCCUGGCUAACCUCACUGCAGAGCUCCUGCAGCAAGGUGCCAACCCAAACCUGCAGACGGAGGAAGCUCUGCCUUUGCCAAAGGAGGCUGCAUCCCUGACCAGCUCAGUGGACAUGGUCUAUCUGCAGACGCCGCUGCACAUGGCAAUUGCCUAUAAUCAUCCAGAUGUGGUCUCUGUCAUCCUGGAGCAAAAAGCUAAUGCUCUUCAUGCCACCAACAACUUGCAAAUUAUUCCGGACUUCAGCCUCAAGGAUUCCCGAGACCAGACUGUGCUGGGCCUGGCAUUAUGGACGGGCAUGCACACGAUCGCAGCCCAGCUACUGGGCUCCGGGGCUUGCAUCAACGACACCAUGUCAGCGGGGCAGACCUUGCUGCACAUGGCCAUGCAGCGGCAGGAUAGCAAGAGUGCACUCUUUCUCCUGGAGCACCAGGCGGACAUAAAUGUCAGGACCCAGGAUGGGGAGACAGCCCUUCAGCUGGCCAUCAGAAAUCAGCUUCCCCUGGUAGUGGAUGCCAUAUGCACCCGAGGAGCUGACAUGUCCGUGCCGGAUGAGAAGGGAAACCCUCCACUUUGGCUCGCGUUGGCAAAUAAUCUGGAGGAUAUCGCGUCCACGCUGGUCAGACAUGGUUGCGAUGCCACAUGCUGGGGUCCAGGACCUAGUGGGUGCCUUCAGACACUCCUGCACAGAGCCAUUGAUGAAAACAAUGAGUCCACUGCUUGCUUUCUUAUUCGCAGUGGCUGCGAUGUGAAUAGUCCCAGACAACCCGGUGCUAACGGAGAAGGAGAGGAAGAGGCCAGAGAUGGGCAGACCCCCUUGCAUUUGGCAGCCUCCUGGGGGCUAGAAGAGACCGUACAGUGUCUUCUGGAGUUCGGUGCCAAUGUGAACGCACAGGAUGCAGAAGGAAGAACGCCUGUUCAUGUGGCCAUUAGCAACCAACACAGUGUCAUCAUUCAGUUGUUGAUUUCUCACCCUGAUAUCCACUUGAAUGUACGAGACAGACAAGGGCUAACCCCUUUUGCCUGCGCCAUGACUUACAAGAACAACAAGGCAGCUGAGGCCAUCCUAAAACGAGAAUCUGGGGCUGCUGAGCAGGUGGAUAACAAGGGCCGGAAUUUUCUUCACGUGGCAGUCCAGAACUCUGAUAUUGAAAGUGUCCUGUUCCUGAUCAGUGUCCAAGCUAAUGUGAAUUCCAGAGUCCAGGAUGCUUCCAAGUUGACCCCUUUGCACCUUGCGGUCCAAGCAGGCUCAGAGAUUAUCGUUCGCAAUUUGCUUCUUGCAGGAGCCAAAGUGAAUGAAUUAACCAAGCACCGCCAGACCGCCCUCCAUCUCGCUGCCCAGCAGGACCUGCCCACCAUCUGCUCAGUCCUCUUAGAGAAUGGAGUGGACUUUGCUGCUGUGGAUGAGAAUGGAAAUAAUGCUCUUCAUCUCGCUGUCAUGCACGGUCGGCUCAACAACAUCCGGGUCCUUCUGACAGAGUGCACUGUGGACGCCGAAGCCUUUAAUCUGAGAGGCCAGUCGCCACUACACAUUUUGGGACAAUAUGGCAAAGAGAACGCAGCAGCCAUCUUUGAUCUCUUCUUAGAGUGCAUGCCUGAGUAUCCUCUAGAUAAACCAGAUGCAGAAGGAAACACAGUGCUGCUCUUAGCAUACAUGAAAGGGAAUGCCAACUUGUGCCGUGCCAUCGUCCGGUCUGGGGCUCGCCUUGGGGUGAACAAUAACCAAGGAGUCAACAUUUUCAACUAUCAGGUUGCCACCAAGCAACUUCUAUUUAGACUGUUAGAUAUGCUGUCCAAGGAGCCUCCGUGGUGUGACGGCUCCAACUGCUACGAGUGCACUGCCAAGUUUGGAGUCACAACUCGCAAACAUCAUUGUCGUCACUGCGGACGUCUUCUUUGCCAUAAAUGCUCGACCAAGGAGAUUCCUAUUAUAAAGUUUGAUCUGAACAAGCCUGUGCGAGUUUGCAACAUUUGCUUUGAUGUACUGACUUUGGGUGGGGUCUCUUAGUGAGCCCACAGGAGGGUCCAGGCCACGUCUCCAGUCACCUCCCCAGCAGCUGCUCUGCUCACCAGCCUGACCCCACCCAGAGCAGGAGCUGGCAUUCGUCUUCCUGCAGCAAUAGACUGGAACAGUUAAGGACCAUGGUGUGACAGAUGCCAUUUCAAAUGAUUCUGUAUGAUUGUCAGCGUGUCGGACUGUGAUUGAGUUCAUUAGAUGUCUCACUAAUUGGACCAGGCCAUUUAGCCUAAGUUGUAAAUGUAAUAGGAAUUAAACCGCAUUCUGCUAGCAACAUAGAAGGACACUUCGAAAACCAUUUUCCCUUCCAGUAGCUUAGUGUCCAUCUCAGAGCAUUCAUGAAGUCUUCCUGCCUGGGCGGACUUACUAGGCAGAACCUAACAGUAGGAAGCUGGCGUCUGGCUGCUCCAUGAGAGCUGGCUUUGCUCUAGGGUAAGUGGCUAUGGACUUCUGCACAGUGUUUUCAUAAAGAUGAUAGGAUCCUCU